AUGGCCCUGGACGGCGCGCGGGGGGCGCGAGACGAGGAGAGCAGAGAGAAGAAGAAGAAAAAGAAGAGGAGGAGGAAGGAGGAGGAGGAGGAGGAAGGGGAGGAGGAGGAGGAGGGGGCCGAGGCCGGCGGCUCGCCGUCCGCGGCCACCAUGGGGGACGGGGACGCGGGCGGCCGGGGGCUGGCGGGGGCGCGGCCCCGGGGCACGGAGCGCCCCUCGGCGGUGCACGGGCGGCUGGUGCUGGCCUUCGCCGUGUGCAUCGUGGCGCUGCUGGCGGUCACCGCGCUCGCCGUGCUGCUCAGCCUGCGCUUCGACGGGUGCGGGCCGGGCGCCCCCGGCGGCGCCCCCGGCCUCCCUGCGCGCGGCGGCAACGCCAGCCUCCCGGGGCCCGCGCGGCGCGACCCGCAGGCGGGCGGGGAGGCCAGCACCCCCGGGGCCCCGGCCGCGCGGCCGCCGUCGGACCCCGAGCGCGAGCACCCCUGGACGCACCUGCGCCUGCCGGGCCACCUCAAGCCGCUGCACUACAACCUGAUGCUCACCGCCUUCAUGGACAACUUCACCUUCUCCGGGGAGGUCAACGUGGAGGUCGCGUGCACCAACCGCACCCGCUACGUCGUGCUGCACGCCUCCCGCGUGGCCGUGGACAGGGUGCAGCUGGCCGAGGACCGCGCGGCCGGGGCCGUGCCCGUGGCCGGCUUCUUCCUCUACCCGCAGACCCAGGUCCUGGUGGUGGUGCUCAACCGCAGCCUGGACGCGCACCGCAACUACAACCUGAAGGUCGUCUACAGCGCGCUCAUUGAGAACGAGCUGCUGGGCUUCUUCCGCAGCUCCUACGUGCUCCACGGGGAGAGGAGAUUCCUCGGUGUUACGCAGUUUUCGCCCACACAUGCCAGAAAGGCAUUUCCUUGUUUUGACGAGCCAAUCUACAAGGCCACUUUCAAAAUUAGCAUCAAGCAUCAAGCAACCUAUUUAUCUCUAUCGAAUAUGCCAGUGGAAACUUCCGUUUUUGAGGAAGAUGGAUGGGUUACGGAUCACUUUUCACAGACCCCUCUCAUGUCUACAUAUUAUUUAGCCUGGGCGAUUUGCAACUUCACAUACAGAGAAACUACCACCAAGAGUGGGGUUGCAGUACGACUAUAUGCAAGACCCGAUGCUAUCAGAAGAGGAUCUGGGGACUAUGCUCUCCAUAUAACAAAGAGAUUAAUAGAAUUUUAUGAAGACUACUUUAAGGUGCCCUAUUCCUUGCCAAAACUAGAUCUUUUAGCUGUGCCUAAGCAUCCGUACGCUGCUAUGGAGAACUGGGGACUAAGUAUUUUUGUGGAGCAAAGAAUACUGCUGGAUCCCAGUGUUUCAUCUAUUUCUUAUUUACUGGAUGUCACCAUGGUCAUUGUUCAUGAGAUAUGUCACCAGUGGUUUGGUGACCUCGUGACCCCUGUAUGGUGGGAAGACGUGUGGCUGAAGGAAGGUUUUGCUCACUACUUUGAAUUUGUUGGCACAGACUAUCUCUACCCUGGCUGGAACAUGGAAAAACAGAGGUUUCUGACGGAUGUCCUGCAUGAAGUAAUGCUGCUGGACGGCUUGGCCAGUUCCCAUCCAGUAUCACAGGAGGUGCUACAGGCAACAGAUAUUGACAGGGUGUUUGACUGGAUCGCCUAUAAAAAGGGUGCUGCUCUAAUUAGAAUGCUGGCUAAUUUUAUGGGCCAUUCAGUAUUUCAAAGGGGUUUACAGGAUUAUUUAACCAUUCAUAAGUAUGGCAAUGCAGCCAGAAACGAUCUCUGGAAUACACUGUCAGAGGCUUUAAAAAGGAAUGGGAAAUUUGUAAAUAUACAAGAAGUGAUGGAUCAGUGGACACUCCAGAUGGGUUAUCCUGUAAUCACCAUCUUGGGGAAUUUGACGGCGGAAAAUAGAAUAGUAAUUACCCAACAACAUUUUAUCUAUGACAUCAGUGCUAAAACUAAAGCACUCCAACUUCAAAAUAACAGUUACCUGUGGCAGAUUCCAUUAACUAUUGUGGUAGGAAAUAGAAGCCAUGUGUCUUCAGAAGCAAUUAUUUGGGUGUCUAACAAAUCAGAACACCACAGGAUAACUUUGGACAAAGGAAACUGGUUGCUGGGGAACAUCAAUCAAACUGGCUAUUUUAGAGUCAACUAUGAUUUAAGGAAUUGGAGAUUAUUAAUUGAUCAAUUAAUCAGGAACCAUCAGGUUCUCUCUGUGAGUAACAGAGCAGGUUUGAUCGAUGAUGCCUUCAGCCUAGCCAGGGCUGGCUAUUUGCCUCAGCAUAUCCCCCUGGAGAUUAUCAGAUACCUGUCCGAGGAGAAGGAUUUUCUUCCGUGGCACGCUGCCAGCCGAGCUCUUUACCCCCUUGAUAAAUUACUGGACCGCAUGGAGAAAUACAACGUCUUCAAUGAAUAUAUUUUAAAGCAAGUCGCAACAACGUACAUCAAGCUGGGAUGGCCAAAAAACAACUUUAAUGGAUCUCUUGUUCAAGCAUCCUACCAACAUGAAGAACUACGUAGAGAAGUUAUAAUGCUGGCGUGCAGUUUUGGCAACAAGCACUGUCACCAGCAGGCAUCAACACUUAUUUCAGAUUGGAUUUCCAGCAACAGGAACAGAAUACCGCUCAAUGUUAGAGACAUUGUCUACUGUACGGGAGUUUCACUCCUAGAUGAGGAUGUCUGGGAAUUCAUAUGGAUGAAAUUCCACUCCACUACGGCAGUUUCUGAGAAGAAAAUACUAUUGGAAGCCUUAACUUGCAGUGAUGACAGGAACCUAUUAAAUAGGCUUUUGAAUCUCUCACUGAAUUCCGAGGUGGUGUUAGAUCAAGAUGCAAUUGAUGUGAUAAUCCAUGUCGCUCGAAAUCCACACGGCCGAGACCUUGCCUGGAAGUUUUUCAGAGAUAAAUGGAAGAUAUUAAAUACCAGGUAUGGAGAGGCAUUAUUUAUGAAUUCCAAACUCAUUAGUGGAGUCACAGAGUUUCUUAAUACCGAAGGUGAACUCAAAGAGUUGAAGAACUUCAUGAAGACCUAUGAUGGAGUGGCUGCUGCCUCUUUCUUGAGAGCUGUGGAAACGGUGGAGGCCAACGUGCGCUGGAAAGCGCUGUAUCAAGAUGAGCUCUUCCAGUGGUUAGGAAAAGCUCUGAGACACUGAGAUCGC
This is a messenger RNA of Nyctereutes procyonoides (raccoon dog), 3153 nucleotides long. RefSeq names its product thyrotropin releasing hormone degrading enzyme (gene TRHDE). The transcript is spliced from 20 exons. Gene Ontology annotation, molecular function: metalloaminopeptidase activity; zinc ion binding; peptide binding. Gene Ontology annotation, biological process: proteolysis; peptide catabolic process. The record is from RefSeq and is a predicted model, not a curated record. Gene Ontology annotation, cellular component: cytoplasm. NCBI's taxonomy places the organism in Eukaryota, Metazoa, Chordata, Mammalia, Carnivora, Canidae. Bases 1 to 3147 code for a protein of 1048 amino acids.